Messenger RNA from Cyprinus carpio (common carp), 2824 nucleotides. RefSeq names its product terminal uridylyl transferase 1, U6 snRNA-specific (gene tut1). Lineage: Eukaryota; Metazoa; Chordata; Actinopteri; Cypriniformes; Cyprinidae. The record is from RefSeq and is a predicted model, not a curated record. Gene Ontology annotation, molecular function: poly(A) RNA polymerase activity; RNA binding; zinc ion binding. Gene Ontology annotation, cellular component: mitochondrion.
GAAAUCCGGAACUGAAAUUCCCCGCUCAGAGUUUCUUCUGGAAGAAUAGAAGGAACGGACGCAGAGGAACAUCAUGGAGGGAGAUUUGAGUUGUUUCAUGUAACAGCGACUCGGACGCAUUUCUGGGGAAUUAUCAGUACUGCCUCUCCAUGGAGCUCGAUAAAGACAUCCAGACAACACAAAGAGGCUUUCACUGCAACCUCUGCAUCGUUAAUAUACCGAACAGGCCGAGCCUAGAAGACCAUGUUAAAGGAAAGAAACACCAGCAUCUCCUGCGGCUCAGAGCUCAGCGUAAAGCUCAGGAGGAGAACAGCGUGUUUGUGAGCGGCUUUAAACCAGACACGUCUCAGACCGAACUGAAGGAGUACUUCGCACAGUUUGGGCCAGUGUCAGAUGUGAUCAUGGACAAGCAGAAGGGUGUCUAUGCUAUAGUUGAGUUCUCCGAGCCGCAGAACGCUGAAGCAGCUCUGGCACAACUACAGCAUCAGCUCAAUGGACUGAAACUCCGUGUCAAGCCCAGAGAGAGGAAAGAGUUUAAACUGGCCAGCAGAGGGAAACAAGACUCCAAAAACCCCCAGAUCUGCCUGGACAAACUCAACUACGAGCUCUGCAAGGCUACAUCUGUAAAUGAGCAGAUGCUGAAGGUGGUGGAGAGAUUUGAGUUGAAAGACAAUGAGAAGAAAGUGAGAGAUCUUCUAGUUCAGCUGCUACAGGAAGUCUUCACAGAGUUCUUUCCAGAUUGCCAAAUUGUGCCCUUUGGAUCCUCUGUGAACACUUUUGGGAUUCACUCCUGUGACCUUGAUCUGUUUCUCGACCUUGAGAACACCAAAGUUUUUCAAGCUCGUGCCAAGUCUUCUGAAGCGCAGACAGGAGAAAAUCAGUCUGAGGAUUGCCGCUCUGAAGACUCCAUUUUAUCCGACAUUGACCUGUCCACUGCCACUCCUGCUGAAGUAUUGGAGCUGGUUGCAGUCAUUUUGAGGAAGUGCGUUCCAGGUGUGCACAAAGUCCAGACACUCAGCACUGCCCGACUUCCUGUGGUCAAGUUCAGUCAUCGAGAGCUCAACCUCCACGGAGACAUCACCAUCAACAACAGAUUGGCAGUAAGAAACACUCGAUUUUUGCAGUUGUGUUCAGGCAUUGACUCCAGACUGCGACCGUUAGUCUACACCAUCCGAUUAUGGGCCAAGCAGAAACAAUUAGCGGGGAACCUGUCUGGUCCUGGACCGUUGUUAAACAAUUACGCUCUUACACUGCUGGUGAUCUUCUACCUUCAGAAUCGAGACCCUCCUGUGCUUCCCUCUGUGAACCAGCUAAAGAACAUGGCCUGUGAGGAAGAAAAGUGUAUUAUUGAGGAAUGGGAUUGUACAUUUCCUAGUCAGCCAUUUAUUGUACCGCCCAGCAAAAAUACUGAAGAUCUCUGCACUUUGCUUUUUGGAUUCUUCACUUUCUACUCAAAGUUUGAUUUCUCUGCAUCAGUGGUGUCUCUGCGAGAUGGCCAUGUAUUGCCUAUUACAGAUUUCCUCCAAAGUGAUGAGGAAGUGGUAAAACCCUCAGAGGCCUCUGGUCCCAAACCACAGCGUUCCUCUGCCCCCAAACUGAGGCCUAUGAAUGUCCUGGAUCCAUUUGAGCUGAACCACAAUGUGGCAGGGAACAUUAAUGAACGAACGCAAAAGAACUUCAAGCGAGAAUGCUGUGAGGCUGAGAAGUACUGCCGCAGUUUGCAGUAUCAGCAAAAAUCAACCAAGGGAAAAUCCUGGGGCCUUGUGCGGCUCUUUGCGCCGCCGACCGAAGCCGGACCCCGUUCACAGGUCGAUACUGAGAAGAUUAUGGAGGUCAGCAUCCCCUUCAAGGCAGACGUUCUCCCAGAACCCUUGCGUGCCCAGCUGGCAUUGGCUGGGCAGGGUUUUAGAGGUCUUUGGUUUGCAAAAGUCUGCUCUGCUGUGCACAUGGUGUUUCAUGAAGUUUUAAAAUGUUCACCUUUAGAGGAAACUCAAACUACAGCUGUUUGUCAAAAUCUGGACAAAGCAGACAGAGAUGGAAAUGAAAUGGAGGUUAAUAAUAACCAAAGUGUAGAAGACUCUGUUCUUAAAACUGGUAAGAAGAGACCCCUUGCAGUGGACGAGGACGAGGGUCCGUCGACCUCCACUGUUGUACAAGCCAAAAGACAGAAGCUAGAUGCUGAUAUGGAGCACCCAGAGCCGGUCCACUGGACUUGGACUCAAAGGAACUGCGUUUGGGCAGGCCGACGGAAAGUGCGAAGAGAUCUCUUGAAGACUAGUGAUGAGACUUCCAAACCUGAAGGAGGCUGCGUUGACAUUGAGAGCAGGGUGACUCAGAGCAUUGUGGAGAAAGAGGAGAAACUGCAAGAUUUGUUGGAAUUCAAAGUGGAUGCAGAAGUUGUCGGUGGGAACGAAAGCACUAAGGUUGUCCUCCGUUUUCACCCCAGCCAUGAUACAGCAGGCGUCUUUCAAGACUUCUUCCAUUUUCUAAAAUCCUUCCUGUCUAAGAUGGCAGAAACGAUUCUAGGGAGGGCGGAGUCAUAAUUAUUAUUAUUGUUUUUUUUUUUUUUUUUUUUUUUUUUUUUUGAAAUUUGCGUAAACUACAACUUUCAAACAGAGCUCAGAGGUCUGCCCUUCUGAGGAAAAAAUAUUUUUAGUGAAUGUUUUGAGAAUAUAACAAUAUAUUUUGCUUAAAGCAUGGUCUGAGUUAAAAUGUAUUUUUUGUUUUUUGUAAAAAAAAUUCCUCCCAUGAUUUUGGCACGUUUGCCUCUCCAUAAUGUAUAUAUAAUGAAUGUGUACACUCACAUUAAAGUUUGAACUCAAAA